AUGGCCAACGUUCUCGAUGUAACCACAGCUCGCUCUCGCUUCCCUGCUCUCCAACAGGAGCAGGUGUAUAUGGAUAACGCUGGAGGCAGCCAAGUCCUCGAUACUGUAGCUGAUUCCAUCCGCUCCUACUUGCUAAACACAAACGUCCAGCUUGGGGCUACUUACAAAACAUCUCAAACUUCGACCAAUGCAUACUCAAACGCAUACAAUGUGGCCGCUGGGUUCAUCAAUGCUACGUCCGAGGAGAUCAGUAUCGGUGUCUCAACCACCCAACUGCUGCAUAAUCUCUCCACAGCCCUAAAGUUCCAGCCUGGCGAUGAAUUAGUCCUGUCCAAGCUGAACCAUGAGGCAAACACCGCCCCAUGGGUCCAAGUAGCUGAACGAUUGGGCUUAACUGUCAAGUGGUGGGCUGCUGCCGACCCAAAGAAUCCGAUCUGCGAUCCAAUCGAGUUGAGGUCCCUACUCUCCAACAAGACUAGACUUGUGGCAUGCCCUCAUGCUUCCAAUAUCACCGGAACUAUUAGCCCCAUUCGCGAUAUUGCAGAUGCUCUUCAUGCCUACCCUCGCGCCCUUCUGUGUGUGGAUGGAGUGGCCCUUGCGCCGCACCGUCAGGUUGACGUGAAAGCGUUGGACGUGGACUUCUAUGCAUUUUCGUGGUACAAGGUGUACGGACCACAUCUGGCGCAAUUAUAUGCCUCGUCACGCGUCCAUGAGCAGAUCCAGUCACUGGGUCAUUUCUUUAAGCCCACUCAUACUCUCGACCUGAAGCUCAAUCUGGCUUCGGCCAAUUAUGAACUCACUCAGAGCAUUCCCCAGGUUGUGGAGUACUUCGGCUCCGAUCCUAACUCAACCUGGGCCCAAAUGGCCCAGCACGAGGAGCGCUUGCAGAAGAUCCUGCUGCAGUUCUUGACUUCGGAUAACCGGGUGACCGUUAUCGGUGAGCCCUCGGCAAGCAAGGAGCUACGCGUGCCGGUUAUUAGUUUUGUCGUGCAGGGAUUUGGCAGCCAACGCAUUGUGGAGGAGGUUGAGCGUCGAUCGGCGUUUGGGUUCCGCAGUGGUCAUAUGUACAGCCACCGGCUGCUGGCCGACGUGUGUGGGUUGACCGAUGUGGAGGAUGGAGUGGUGCGGGUCAGUUUCCUGCAUUAUAACACCGAGACCGAGGUAUGUAGACUGGUAGAACUGCUACGAGAGGUGCUUGCAUCGCAGUAG
Penicillium soppii is the source of this 1209-nucleotide messenger RNA. Its product is annotated as putative aminotransferase. Bases 1 to 1209 code for a protein of 402 amino acids. The transcript has 7 exons. Lineage: Eukaryota; Fungi; Ascomycota; Eurotiomycetes; Eurotiales; Aspergillaceae. The record is from RefSeq and is a predicted model, not a curated record.